CUGUUCUGGACACAUCUCAAGGGCUGGGUGCCUCGUCUUCAUCGGGAUCCUUUAAUCCGGGCAGAAGCGCUAUCACUUUUUUCCUUGAGUCAUUGAAAACACAACGAGGGCGUCACUGCACCGUGAUGUUGAGGUCUGUAUUUAGGUGCCUUAGGAUCAAUCCCGUUGCUGGCCACAGAAGUAUGUCUCAGAGCAGUCUAGCUGGGAAGGUAGCCAUAGUGACUGCCUCCACAGAUGGAAUCGGCCUGGCUGCAGCUCAGGCUCUGGGCAAGAGAGGGGCCCAUGUGGUCGUGAGCAGCCGGCGGCAGGCCAACGUGGACAAAGCUGUGGCGCUGCUGCAGAGCCAGAGCAUCCAGGUGACUGGAACCACCUGUAAUGUUGGCAAGGGAGAGGACAGAGAGAAACUGGUGAAAAUGACUCUGGAUCAGUGUGGAGGCAUCGAUAUCCUGGUGUCCAAUGCAGCAGUCAACCCUUUCUUUGGAAGCAUCAUGGACUCCACAGAGGAGGUCUGGGACAAGAUCCUGGAUGUAAAUGUAAAAUCAGCUUUCCUCAUGACUAAGUUGGUGGUGCCUCAUAUGGAGAAAAGGGGAGGGGGAAAUGUAGUAUUUGUGUCAUCUGUGGGUGGAUACCAACCAAUGCAGGGGUUGGGUCCUUACUGUGUGAGUAAAACAGCCUUACUGGGUCUAACCCGGGCUCUGGCCCCUGACCUGGCUCAGAGUAACAUCAGAGUGAACUGUGUGGCUCCUGGAGUCAUCAAGACCCGCUUCAGCUCUGCGUUAUGGCAAAACGAAGACCUCGUCGAUGAGUUGAAAAAGCAGCUCAGCAUUAAAAGAAUUGGAGAGCCAGAGGAGAUUGGAGGAGUGAUUGCAUUCUUGUGCACUGAGGAGGCUUCCUACAUCACCGGAGAGACCAUCACAGUAACCGGAGGGAUCGGCUGUCGACUCUGACCCUCCACUUACAGCAAAACAAAUUUGCACUUAAUCGUGUGUUUCUGUACAGAUUCUGUUUGUGUUUUCACUACUUCCCCUUUUUAUCUGAAGUAGUGGCACAGCAGAGCAACAAUGAAGCUAACAUGAGAGCUAUUAAAAGACAGGAUACGGGAGCAAGUUUUUUGGCUGAUCUUUUCCUGUGACGUUUUCUAAUCAAAAUCUGGACUUUUUUUUUUUUUUUUUUUU
Molecule: messenger RNA, 1175 nt
Organism: Amphiprion ocellaris (clown anemonefish)
Lineage: Eukaryota; Metazoa; Chordata; Actinopteri; Pomacentridae
Gene: dhrs4
Product: dehydrogenase/reductase (SDR family) member 4
Exons: 9
Coding region: 126-947 (273 amino acids)
Molecular function (GO): carbonyl reductase (NADPH) activity
Source: RefSeq, a predicted model, not a curated record